Phytophthora infestans T30-4 is the source of this 765-nucleotide messenger RNA. Its product is annotated as secreted RxLR effector peptide protein, putative. The coding region runs from base 1 to 765 and encodes 254 amino acids. The record is from RefSeq and is a predicted model, not a curated record. Gene Ontology annotation, molecular function: hydrolase activity. The transcript has a single exon. Lineage: Eukaryota; Oomycota; Peronosporomycetes; Peronosporales; Peronosporaceae. Gene Ontology annotation, cellular component: cytoplasm; nucleus.
AUGCAAACGAUACAAUUGAUCAUUUUCGUCGCUUUCGUUCUAAGCCGCGCUGCUGCCUCGAUCUCUUCUUUCUCCGACCCAACAAGCAUUGUGAACAUCAAUCACGAUGCUAACCGUCUGUCUCGUGCGCUAGCUGCUGGUCAGAAUCAAACUCAGCGAUCUCUUCGUCAGCAUGAAGGUGAAGACAGAGGGGCCAUUGACAAGGCGGACGAGGUCGUAUCAAAGAUGAAAGCGUUAAUGGGAACUGCAAAAAACGUUCCGAACAAUCUGGCCGCUUUGAUCGCGAAAAGGUCAAAAACCGCUGGAGAAUUUGUGAGGCGUCCGUUUCUAGUGAGCAAAUUAUCCAAGAGAUACAACAUUGCUGACCAAUUAAGCUUCUCGACACUGAAGCAAUUGGACAAGAUCGACAACAUGAGGAUCGUGGAUAUCAAAAAUGGUAUUAAAGGCAAUAAGAAGACCCCAAACGGCAUGCGAAGAAAAAUCAAGCACUUUGAGGGAAUGAAAACGGCUCCUCAAAAGUUUCUAGAAUCCCACGUCGGUCGUGACAUGCAACGUUAUGGAAAGGAUGGAAGCCGGUGGCUAUCAGCCGGCGUGGUUACGCGGACAACUGAUCAAGGCGAGCGUCAGAUCUUAUUGAUAUCGAGCUCGAACCCGGCGAGAGGGGACUUUCUGCUUCCUAAGGGAGGCUGGGAUAGAGGCGAGAAAAUUAAAAAGGCGGCGUUGCGUGAGGUCAUGGAAGAAGGAGGAGUAUGUCGUGCUCUUUGA